AUGGAUCGUUGGCUAAGAACAGAUGAAUUGAGAAAAAUACCUCUAUUAACCUAUUUGAAUAAAAUUGAUUUGUCGAAUGAAUUAAAACAAGAAUAUAUUAUCAAAAAAAUGAAAUUAAAUGAUAUUAAAAAUCAAAAUUGGCAUUUACAACCAUGUUCUGCUUAUACAGGUGAUGGUUUGUAUGUAGGUUUAGAUUGGCUAGUACGUGCAAUGAAACCCCCACUUUCUUCUCAAUCGACAUUGGUAAAUGUAGAAUCUACAACUACAAACAAUAUGAAUCAAGCUGAAAAUCAAUCAUUACAAUGGUUAUCUGAAGUAGAUAAUGAUACAACUGAAGAAUUUGCUAAAAAAACUGUUGAACAUGAUUUAUCAAGAUCCCAUGAAAUCUUCGGAAUGCCACGGACCGGCCGUUUCCGUGCCGGAUUGUUCGACUUGGAUAAUAGUGAUAAUACUGAUAAAUUCACCAAAGUUAAAUUACAUUAUCAAUUUUAUUUUUAUUAUUUUGUACCAUAUAUUUUAAUCGAUGAUCUUCAAGCGAUUGAUUCAAAUGCCAUUGGAUUAUUUGGUAUUGAUAAACAAAAUGAAAAAGUUGGUCAAUCAGAACGUGGUGACAGAAUAUAUUUACAUGAAAUAGAUAACAUUCCAGUCGAACAUGGACGUUUUAUUUUAAAUUAUCUAACAAAUAAUGAUGUUGUUGACGUUGAUGAUAGUGAUGAUAAUGAUGUUGAUAAUAAUGAUGACGAUGAUGAUGGAAAAGCAAGUGAUUUAAAAUCUUUUGUAUUACAACAUAUACAAACUUUUGGUAAUUAUGAAGUUGGAUUAAAUGAUUGUCGACAUUUUGCUCGAGCAGUGGCAGGAUUUCUAUCGAAUGAACCAUCUUAUACAACAACAGUGACACUUGUUAUAUAUCCAUUCAGUUCAGGAUAUGUUUAUCCAUAUUCGAUGUUAUUGCAAUAUCCAGCUGAUACUCAAUGGACUUUUCCUAAGUGA
Adineta steineri is the source of this 990-nucleotide messenger RNA. The record is from the annotation of a GenBank genome assembly. NCBI's taxonomy places the organism in Eukaryota, Metazoa, Rotifera, Eurotatoria, Adinetida, Adinetidae.